Molecule: messenger RNA, 1575 nt
Organism: Syngnathus acus (greater pipefish)
Lineage: Eukaryota; Metazoa; Chordata; Actinopteri; Syngnathiformes; Syngnathidae
Gene: srd5a2b
Product: steroid-5-alpha-reductase, alpha polypeptide 2b
Exons: 5
Coding region: 534-1289 (251 amino acids)
Biological process (GO): steroid biosynthetic process
Cellular component (GO): membrane
Molecular function (GO): 3-oxo-5-alpha-steroid 4-dehydrogenase activity
Source: RefSeq, a predicted model, not a curated record
AAAGAUAGGAUACAAAGAACAUUCUGCUUACGCUUUAAAGUAGACAAUGGAACCUCAAAUUACUUAAAUCAAAGGAAAAGAAGUCCUACCAGGAUACUGUAAGUCACUGACUGUGCUGCUCCUCAGCAAUUGAUUUCUAAGCUUCUAUAUAUUCAAAGUUGUUUAUUUUUGUGUGUGAUUCUUCUCCUUCAACAGGAAAUUCAAGUACCCGGGAGGUUUUACUGUAGAUUAGGCAAUUGAACCUAAUAAACUCCCCUUUGUUUGAAAAAGCAAACUCCAAACCUAUUUAAAACAACAUUAACCAUAAUGUUAUGCAUUACAUUAAUAGUACAAUUACGUAAGAUGUUGUUGCUGACAGCAUUUUUUUCAUAAGGCCAAUGUCUUCAAAGAGCGUGAAAAAAGUAAUUCACAUUUGUGUAUGCACACAAAGUCAUAGUGGACACACCUCUCUUUGCUUUUGAGAGCUUUCGCGGCGGUGGCUGGUUGACAUUUCUGAGGAUUUUACAAUAGGGAAAUAAAACAGGCUUGACAGUAUGUACUGCAAUAAGGAUUUGCUUAACUAUCUCAGCUUUGGCAUGGUCUUGGCAGGACUAUGGCACCUCUACCACCACAAGAAAAUCCAAACCUGCUAUGGUCGCCACAUGGAACACACGCCUCACACCAGGUUGGUGCCAGCCAGUCUGGCUUGGUUCCUUCAGGAGUUACCAGCUAUUGUGAUCCCAAUACUUCUGAUGCUCAUUCCGCAUAAACCCAACAAUGUGGGAAAGAUGCUUCUACUUGGAACCUUUUGCCUACACUAUUUUCACAGGACAUUCAUCUAUUCACUUCUGAUCAGAGGACGAUCUUACCCAUUGAAUGUGAUGAUGGGAGCAAUGAUGUUUACAUCUGCAAAUGGGUUCUUGCAGGGACAUUACCUAUUGCAUUGUGCACAGCUGGACGAGUGGAAAACCGACUGUCGUCUUAAAAUUGGUUUAUUAUUUUUUUACACUGGAAUGGCAAUCAAUUUGCACAGUGAUUAUUGUCUACGUAACUUAAGGAAAAAUGGGGAAGUGAUUUACAAGGUCCCCAAAGGAGGCCUUUUCAAAUAUGUAUCUGCUCCAAAUUACUUUGGAGAGCUUAUGGAGUGGUUUGGCUACGCUAUAGCCACAUGGGGCCUUCCAUCGCUCUCGUUUGCUGUAUUUACGACAUGCUUCAUUGGUCCAAGAGCUAUUUACCAUCACAGGUUUUACAAGGGUAAAUUCAAGGACUACCCCAAGUCACGAAAGGCUCUCAUUCCAUAUUUACUUUGAGAAAUUGUGAUAAUGGAGAAAGGGCUGCAGAAUUUGCUACUUUUAUUUUGUUCAUGUUUAAAAGCUGGUUUACUGGUUAAAAGCGUAUUGCUGACAGUAAGAGCUAAAUACAUUUACAGUCUGUCACUUGGAAAGAUCUAAACCAUACUGUAACUUUUAAGUCAAUUUCCCUUGUAGGAUAGAUACGCCUUGCCUCACAGGUAUUUUUGGAUAAAACAUUCACUUUUGAUGCUUCAAAAGGUUCUGGCUUGAAAAUGAUUAGCGAUAAAGGCAUACUGUAAGUGUU